GCUCACGAGCUGCUCAUAYGAGAAAAUAAAGAAGAAACAGUAGUAAAUGGGAAAAUGGCUGCUCCUGUUGGAUGUGAUCACUACGUACGCAGCUGUUUUUUGAAAGCUCCAUGUUGUGGUAAAGCGUAUGUUUGUCGCCUGUGUCAUGAUGCUGAAGAGGACCAUCAAAUGGACCGCUUCCUGGUCAAAGAGGUGCAGUGCUCAGUCUGCAACACAGUACAGCAGGCACAAAAAACCUGCCAGGAGUGUAAUGUUACAUUUGGGGACUAUUACUGUGAUAUCUGUCACCUGUUUGACAAAGACAAGAAGCAGUAUCACUGUCAGCCCUGUGGAAUAUGCAGGAUUGGACCAAGGGAGAAAUACUUCCACUGUCAGAAGUGCAAUCUCUGUUUAGCCAGUGAUCUACGAGGAAAUCACAAGUGUGUUGAAAAUGUUUCAAGACAGAACUGCCCAGUGUGUAUGGAGGAUAUGCACACAUCAAGAAUAGGAGCUCACGUUCUUCCGUGUGGCCAUCUUCUACACAAAACUUGCUUUGAUGACAUGGUCCGAACUGGUGCAUAUCGCUGCCCACUCUGUAUGCACUCGGCCUGGAAUAUGGAGGACUACUGGGAGCAGAUGGACAAAGAUAUGGCUCAGUCACCCAUGCCCACUGAAUACCAGGAUGCCACUGUGAAGAUCAUAUGUAAUGACUGCCAAACCCACUGUACAGUGCCUUUUCAUGUUCUGGGAAUGAAGUGCAGUGGCUGUGGGUCCUACAACACAGCACAGGAUGGGGGACUGAUACAGCAGCUCCAGGAGCCACAGCCCCAGGAGCCACAGCAAGAGCCAGAGCAUAAGCCCCAGUCCCCAGUGCCAGAACCAUAGAAUUAGAAUAUCUAUAAUUAUAAUUCUAUGGAGAAAACAUUAGGAGUCCACCCCAUAGUUAUCUCUCUACUCCACCCUACUUCCCCAGUCUACACAGACUUAACUAUACUAUCCACAUCUUUCCCAACGUUGCUCUGCCAAGAGUACAGUUAGUCAUGCCUGGGUUCCAGAACCUGGUUCCAGGUACUUGGGGUCCUAAACUUUUAUCCACAGUCUAGUGUGUUGUACAGCAGUUUUGGGAUUGAAUUUCUGUUAUUACAUACCCAUUAAAAAGCCAUUGCUAUUGAACUAUUUGUUCCUCAGAUAAAAAGCCAGCAGAAGAGAAUUGUGAAUGAGGAAUUAAUUCUCUUAUAGAUUCUCCGGUACCUUUUAGCCAGUAGUUCAGAAAGUAGAACUCGCUAGCCAAAAGUGGUCCCCGAAAAUUGCGCACUGCGUGACGUGCAGAUAUCUGCACCACAUCAUUGCUCUCUGCUGUGUUUGGUGAACCGUUGGGCCCGCCCUGCAACCUCAUUGGAUAACGCUGGGCAGAACACUUGUURGCURUCACUCAAAUGUGAGGGGCUGAAGCWUAUUGACUAGAACUGAAAUUGCUAGGCUUGGCCCAUUUGGGGAGAAAUGGAGGGAAAAUGGAGUGGAACAGCUUCAAGAAAACAGUUGCUUUCAAACUAGGGAUUUCGUGGCUAAUUAAGGUAAAACAGUAAUUCUGCUCAUAGAUUAUGCAUGUAU
Salvelinus sp. IW2-2015 is the source of this 1590-nucleotide messenger RNA. Its product is annotated as RING finger and CHY zinc finger domain-containing protein 1. Lineage: Eukaryota; Metazoa; Chordata; Actinopteri; Salmoniformes; Salmonidae. Gene Ontology annotation, molecular function: zinc ion binding. The record is from RefSeq and is a predicted model, not a curated record.